Molecule: messenger RNA, 5612 nt
Organism: Ahaetulla prasina
Lineage: Eukaryota; Metazoa; Chordata; Lepidosauria; Squamata; Colubridae
Gene: ERO1A
Product: endoplasmic reticulum oxidoreductase 1 alpha
Exons: 16
Coding region: 275-1708 (477 amino acids)
Biological process (GO): protein folding in endoplasmic reticulum
Cellular component (GO): endoplasmic reticulum; endoplasmic reticulum membrane
Molecular function (GO): protein-disulfide reductase activity; FAD binding; thiol oxidase activity
Source: RefSeq, a predicted model, not a curated record
CGAGGAGAGGCAGGAUGGGGCUGAGGGACCCGGGACAGGGAGAUUCCCAGCAAGGCGAGGCCGAGCAAGGGACGAGGCUCUUUCCCCAUCGGGGCCCCUCCCAGCGCAGGCUGGGCAAAGGCGCGACGCCUCUGGUUGUGUGCGGGCCGCGCCGCACGUCCCCUCGGUGGGGAAGAUGACGCUCCGGCAGGAGGGAGGCGGGAGGCGGGUCUGACCGGCGGAGCUGAAGAGCUCCAUCCAGCUCAGACUCGCUUUAGCUGCGGCAGAAGCGAACAUGUCGCUGGUGCCUUCUCGUCGCCAGUGCCGGGCGCUGCUGGUCCUCCACCUCCUCCUCCUCCUCGCCCUGCUCUCCAGAGGCGCUUCCCCCGAAGCCCCGUCGGCGGAGCAGCGCUGCUUUUGUCAGGUCACCGGUCAUUUAGACGACUGCACUUGUGAUGUCGAGACUAUUGAUACCUUCAACAAUUAUAAACUUUUCCCCCAGUUGCAAGAACUUCUGCAAAGUGAUUAUUUCAGAUAUUACAAGGUUAACCUAAAGAAACCUUGUCCUUUCUGGAGCGAUGGCAGUCACUGUGGAAUUAGACAUUGUGCAGUUAAUCCGUGCCCAUCUGAAGCGGUUCCUUGUGGAAUUAGAUCAGAGACUAAUAAGUAUGCAGAAGCAGCUGUUGCCACUCCCUUGGCUGAAAGCUGUGAAAAAGCAGAAAACCUUGGGGCUGUUGACAAAUCUUUGAGUGAAGAAACUGCACGGGCUAUGAUUCAAUGGACCCAGCAUGACGAUUCUUCAGAAAACUUUUGUGAAGCUGAUGAUAUCCAUUCUCCUGAAGCAGAGUAUGUAGAUUUGCUUCUGAAUCCAGAACGUUACACUGGCUACAAAGGUCCUGAAGCCUGGAAGAUUUGGAACAGUAUUUAUGAAGAAAACUGUUUUAAGCCUCGCUCAGUAAAAAGGCCUUUAAAUCCACUGGCUUCUGGCAGAGGAGUAAGAGAAAAUGAAGGGAAUAUGUUUUACAGCUGGUUGCAAGAUCUCUGUGUGGAGAAGAGAGCUUUCUACAAACUUAUUUCUGGUCUUCAUGCAAGCAUCAACAUUCAUCUCAGUGCCAGAUACCUUUUGCAAGACACGUGGGCAGAGAAGAGAUGGGGGCACAACGUUACAGAGUUCCAGCUGCGUUUUGAUGAGAUCUUGACACAAGGCGAAGGGCCCAGGAGGCUGAAGAACCUGUAUUUCAUCUAUCUAAUUGAAUUACGGGCCCUCUCAAAAAUCUUGCCCUUUUUUGAGCGCCCCGAUUUCCAGCUUUUCACAGGAGACGAGGAUCAAGAUGUAAAAACCAAGAACCGCCUCCUGGAAAUUCUUCAUUUAAUCAAAUCUUUUCCUUUGCACUUUGAUGAAAAUUCACUUUUUGCUGGAAACCAAAAAGAAGCUGCCAAGUUAAAGGAGGAAUUUCGGUUCCAUUUUAAGAACAUUUCAAGGAUCAUGGAUUGUGUAGAGUGUCUGAAAUGCCGCCUUUGGGGGAAGCUGCAAACUCAGGGCUUGGGAACAGCGCUGAAGAUCCUGUUUUCUGAAAAACUGAUAGAAAACAUACCAGAAAAAGGUCCUUCGCAUGAAUUUCAUCUAACAAGGCAGGAGAUUGUGUCCCUCUUCAAUGCUUUUGGGAGGAUUUCAACAAGCGUUAAAGAAUUAGAAAACUUCAAGGAGCUCUUACGCCCUCUUCAGUGAAUUGACCCCGAUGGAGACCAACUUCCUUGUUUUAUGCAGAUUGGGCUCAGAGUGAUUCCUGCUGGUAUAGUGCCAGCAUGAUCCCGUUCUUGGCAAGAAGGGCUAAGUCAACAUGAUCAUAAAAAUUGGUCACAUUCUCUAGCUUACAAGUUUAUAUUUGGCUCUGAGGUAGCUGAAAUAUUCAUGAAAGACUCUUCUUCCAGAGCAGGAUAUACAUCAGAUAUUGGCCUUAUGUUUUUUUAAAAAAAUACACACACAGAGACACACAUAUCAUGAGGGUGGGAGAAUUGUAUCCUUCCUGAUAAUUGCUGAACUACAACUCCCAGCAGCCUUUAUCAGCAUGACCAUUAGUGAGAGAUGCUAGGAGUUGUACUUCACCAAUAUGUGAAGGACUUCAGGUUUCUUACCCCUUGUUUACAAGGUUUCUUCCAGCCUGAAGGAUCUUACCUGCUACUAAUAAAAAGGCAUAGUGCAGCUAUUCUAUAUAUUUUUCUAUUUGUGGAAGGAAAAGGCUAGAUGAAAAAACCAUGGUUACAAAUGAGACUUGAUGACAUCACCUGGAUUCCCUGCAAAGCAACGGCAUGAUAAAAUGCCUCAUUUAGACACACAAUUAGAAUCUCUUCAUCUUACAUAACAGUGUCUUUUAACAAAAAUUACUCUCUGCUUCAGUGUCCUUAAAUAAUCUUGUGUAAAAUGCCCGAAUCAACCCUGUCUAUUUGAGUGAAAUUCCAAUGAGUGACAGACUUACAAGAGAGCCACUUGGGGCAGGUCCUCUUGCCUGUUCAAUAUAGGAAUUGAAAUUAAAGCAUUCUCAGCAAGAUGGCUCUCUCCUAUCACACAGUUUGUGUGUCAUCUUUUGAAGCUGGUUGGAAGUGGAACUCCAGACUUAAUACUUCCAGUCAGCUCCUGUUUAUCAUUGAGUUGUAUGAGAUGGGUGUCAGCGUUCCCACACAGGAGAAAGUGGCAACAUGUGGAAGCCUUCGACCUAGUAUGGCUUCCAAAGCUGACAAUGGGUCUAUGACAAUUUACUGCGGCCAACUUGCCACAGUCAACUUGUCAUGGCCAACUCUCUAUGGCCAACUUGCCACAGUCAACUCGUCAUGGCCAACUCUAUGGCCAACUUGCCACAGUCAACUCAUCAUGACCAACUCUAUGGCCAACUUGCCACAGUCAACUCGUCAUGGCCAACUCUAUGGCCAAUUUGCCACAGUCAACUCGUCAUGGCCAACUCUAUGGCCUAUUUGCCACAGUCAACUCGUCAUGGCCAACUCUCUGUGGCCAACUUGUCACAGCCAACUGAUCAUGGGGCAACUCGCCACCACCAACUCACUGCAGGACAACUCGCUGCAGGACAAGAGUUACACUAAUAUGAAAGAAAUAGUGGAAAAGAAUCAUUAAAGAAAGGAUGUAACAAAAUAAAAUGUAAAUGGCAAAAAUUAAAAUAAUUUUAAACUUUAUUUUAAAUAAUUAAAUUGAAUUAUUAGAUUGUCCCACAGCGAGUUGUCCUAUGGCAGGGCUGUCAAACUCACAGCCCGCGGGCCAGAUGCAUCAUGAACUGGCCAUGCCCAUGCCCGGUUUAGCAAAGGGGGAAAAAAGUCACGCUGCAUCAUGUGAUGCUGCUGCGACAAUGCGAGUUUGACACACCUGUCUUAUAGCAAGUUGGCUGUGGUGAGUUGUCCCAUUCCAGUAUGAGAUACCCUCUUUAUUCUUCAAAAAUUAAAAGCCAAGCUCCAAGUCCAAAACAACUGGUCUCUAGCUAGACACUCUCCAGAGAUCACAUUGUAUAUUUCUUCAUUCCCAGAUGAAAUAGCCAUUAGCUGUGUUGGCUGGGAAUGGUGGAACUGAGACUACAUUACUGGGAUUUUGGUACAAUAAUUUUUCAUCAUCUAGUGCCCACUAGAUCAGGGGUCCCCAAUCUUGGCAACUUUAAGCCUGGUGGACUUCAACUCCCAGAAUUCCCCAGCCAGCUUUGCUGGCUGGGGUAUUCUGGGAGUUGAAGUCCUCCAGGCUUAAAGUUGCCAAAAUUGGAGACCCCUGCGCUAGAUGGUUCAGAGCUAUGCCGCAGAAGAACUUCAAGAACCAUUUGAAACAGAUCUGUCUUUUCCUGGGACUGCCUGGUUAUCUCUGCAGCUCCUGGGUGAUUGCAGAAAAAAAUCAGGUUUGGUUUAAGGAGUUGCAGAAAAAUGAUUCAUGAGUCCCUCCCCUUCUCUCUCCCCCACCCUGCAAAAUCCGGAGGCACCUUUGCAACCCUAUUAGAAUCCUAUUUCCCCCCCCCCCCACUCUCUUUAGUCGUCCAUUCCAUUGAGUGUGCUUACGCCACACAAUCUUUUGGUGAUUAAAGGAAAGAUUAGAAGGUUCAGUUAAGGAUAUACCGAUCGUAAAACAAGACACUUAAAACAAAUCUUUUAACAGUGGAAGUUGUAACAAGGUUUUGAAUUUUAUAGCUGUUGUGUUCCAUUUUACAGAGCUGUUGAUUAUGAACCUUUAGCAAGUUUUAAUAAUAGUAUCCUUCAGAACUUGGGGUAAAAUUACGUCUUCAUUUUUCCCUUUUAGCAUAAUCCACAGCAUUUCCAGAGUAAAGCAAGGAAGAUGCCAGGGAUGAAGAAAAUAAUUUUAUAUCUGUAUUUUGAUCCCCUCUCAUCUUCUUUCUUGGUGGGCUUGGUGCAAGUUUGACACUAGAUUGCAACAUUUUACACCCUGAUGUGAGAAGUUUCAUUUUUCCCUUCUUCCAAAAAGUUUCAUGAAAAGAACAGUCCAUAUUUGCCGUAUUUGUUGCUUUGUGCCAAACUCCCCCAACUUGGGCAUGGUAUUCCCAGAAUUCUCAGCAACAAGUAGCUGCUUGGGGAAUUCUGGGAAUUGAAUCCAUGGGAAUUUCCCCUCCCACAUUGGGAUUUCCCCCCCCCCCCGUGCUAAGAUAAACUUUAUUUGCAUAACAUUGUUGGGGGUGGGGGGGAGGGGUGUUGUAAUAAAACCAUAGGGAAUUUCUGCCACCGAGCUAGAUAGAUUUGUAGUUUAUAAUAGCCUAGAGGAGGUGGUUUGUUUUUUUAAUUGCCUGGAAAAUAAGAGCUACUCAGGGAACUACAGUUUUAAGAUCCCACAUGUGGGCUUUCCAAUUCUCUACUGUUGCACAAAAGACGGUCCUUCAGCAGAAACUGGAUGCUUCAGAUCAAGCAAGUCUUGUAUUUCGAUAAUCCUUCCAUUAGCUCUGAAAGCCCUACAGGACAUAUGCUAUUGUAAAUUGGCCUAAGGCAGGGGUGUCAAACUCGAUUUCAUUGAGGGCCACAUCAGGGUUGUGUUUGACCUCAUCUGGGCGUGGCCAGGAUGGGUGUGGCCGGCUUGAUGUCACUCCUGUCGGUGGGGGGGCACCUGUGUUGGCCCACCUGAGCUCCGUUUCCGCUGGCAGAGGGUUGCAGGAGGCCAUGGCAGCCGAAACUGAAGCUCGGGAGCCUGUUUUCACUGGCAGAAGCCCUGUGGGCCGGUUCUUCACUGUUUCCAGGGCAGCCCUGCGGGCCAGAUCUAAGUACCCGGCAGGCCAGAUCCGGCCCCCGGGCCUUGAGUUUGACAGCCCUGGCUUAAGGGGAAGGGCAGCCUUAAUUUAGGCCAGCCCUUGAGAUCACAAGCUGGUGACAUGGGAACUGGGCAUUUCAAGCUUAAAGUAAAAAAAUAAAUAAAAAUAAGCCAAAGCUUUUUGGCCCUCACCGCUGAAUGUAAUACUUUGGAGCUGCCUCUGUGUGUUUAAUUUCUUCAUAUUUGUUUAGUAAAAUGAUGCUUCUUUGAUUGCUGUCCUAUUUUCAAGGAAAGCACGGAAAUAAUUUUGUCCUGUACUUGAAUUGCUCUUUACUGUGAAGAUUAAAGUUAAGACUUCAAAAUAAGAUUAAAGAUUAAGACUACUGCUUCCAAACCA